Molecule: messenger RNA, 693 nt
Organism: Auanema sp. JU1783
Lineage: Eukaryota; Metazoa; Nematoda; Chromadorea; Rhabditida; Rhabditidae
Source: the annotation of a GenBank genome assembly
AUGACAACCUUCCGUCUUGGCCCUCUUCAUAAUAUUCCAGCAAACCGUCGCACACCAUAUGUUCAAGCUGAUGGGAUCGUAACACCACAUGGUUAUCUUCGUAUUGUAGAGAUGGUCCUAGGUAUUGUUGCAGUGAUUCUAAUUAGUUGCUGGCAUCUUGAUCUCGAUUAUACCUGUAGGCACGAGAAUCAAACUAUUUAUGGCUAUCAAGACUCUAUAACUUCAUUCACAUUAACAGGUGUUCAACUACAUGAUUGUGACGGUUCAUAUCGAACCCUUUGGCACCAUAAUGAUAAUGCUGGAAAGCGUUUGAUAUUCUUUAACCUAAUCAGUUCCAUAGAACUAGGUCUAUCGUCAGUAAUAGUCAUAAUAUAUUUAUUGUUUUGGGGACAAUACUGUCGAAAUGAAAUAUUCCCCCUUUUGUACAUAGCUACGUCGACUAUGAUGACAAUCGUUUUUCUGAUUUGUACUGUCAUCUGGUGGACUGCUAUAACUGACAUCAUAACGGCAACAAGCAAAGAUUAUAUUGAAAAUUUGUUAACUGAAAAUGCUGGCUUCUGGGAUCAGAACAGUGAGAACAUGAUUCUGUAUGUGAAUUGCAACCAUUGGAUGCUCAUUGUGUCAGGGAUGUUUCCGUUUUGCGCGUUUGUUUUGAAUUUGGUGAGCUCAGGUUUUCUUUUCGGCCGUAAGUAA